Messenger RNA from Oppiella nova, 2424 nucleotides. Lineage: Eukaryota; Metazoa; Arthropoda; Arachnida; Sarcoptiformes; Oppiidae. The record is from the annotation of a GenBank genome assembly.
ACCGGUAGAUGUGUACUCCUACCCCCUCCCUGUCCACCAACCGAACACUAUGUCGAGUGUGGAAACCGGUGUCUGGAGUCCUAUGCGGGUAAAGAAAACCCUUUGGCGUGCAAUAGAAAGGACUGUGAGUUCGGGUGCUUUUGUCGGGAAGGCUUCGUGAGGCUAAGUAAUGGCAUUUGUGUCCCGAUGUGUCCGUUUGGGGAGAUGUUUAGUGAAUGUGGGAACCGGUGUAUGGAAACUAUUGCCCACUUUUAUCAUAAAAAUGCCCUCAACUGUAAUCCACAGCAUUGCGACGUCGGAUGCUUUUGUGAGCCGGGAUUACAUCGAGACAGUGAUGGCUUCUGUAGUGUUCCCCCACCGCCCACAACCACUGGCUGUCCAGUGCCCACUACCACUGCCUGUCCAACGCCCACUACCACUACACCUCCUCCUAAACCAACGCCUCCCCCCUGUGCUCCACAUGAAGAGUACAUAGAGUGCGGGAAUCGAUGUCUAGAAGCAAUGGGUAGUAUAGAAAAUCCGUCGGUUUGUGCGCCCACUCAACAUGACUGUCACGUCGGAUGCUUUUGUAUCGAUGGUUAUUACAGAGACAGUGAUGGUGUCUGUGCUGUACCGCCUAAACCCAAAUGCAAACCUCCCUGUCCUCGCAAUGAAGGCCGUAGUGAAUGCGGCAACAGAUGUAUGGAAUCGUUUGAGAAUAAACUCUUCAAACGUGUUAUUUGUGAUCCAAACCAUUGUGACUCUGGGUGUUUCUGUUUGCCACCACUCUAUCGCAAUUAUGAGGGCCAGUGCGUUCCGUACCCACCUCCCUGUCCAAGUCGUGAAAAAUUCAGUGAAUGUGGUAAUAGAUGUAUGGAAUCGUUGGAAAUUAAGAAACACAACCGAUUAUCAUGUGAUCCCAAUGAGUGUGAUGUCGGUUGCUUUUGUUUACCACCAUUUUAUCGUAACAAAAGAGGUCUGUGCGUCAAAUAUAGACCCCACUGUCCACCCAGGGAGGGGUAUAGUGAAUGUGGUAAUAGGUGUAUGGAGUCGUUUGAAAAUAAAAUCCAUAGGCGAGCUAAAUGUGAUGUUAACCAUUGCGAUGCCGGAUGUUUCUGUUUGCCCCCACUGUUCCGCAAUAAGGAGGGACAAUGUGUCGAAUACCCGCCUCCCUGUCCACCUAAAGAGGCAUUUACUACAUGCGGGAGUAGAUGUAUGGAGUCAUUAACCAAUCGACUAAAUAAUGAGAGAUGCGAUCCAAGUGUCUGUGAUAUCGGAUGCUUCUGCAAACCCGACCUUUUUAGGGAUGAGUCGGGCAGUUGUGUUGAACCGCCGCCGCCCACCACAACCCCUCCGCCCACUACUACUCUGGAGUGCCCUCAGGGCGAGGAGAUGACUGAUUGUGGGAACAGAUGUCUUGAAUUACUCGAGAACAAAGACAAGUCAUCUGAAUGUGUCCUUGACGUGUGUGAGCAAGGUUGUUUCUGUAUGAAUGGCAUGUAUCGCAACAAGAAGGGUAAAUGUGUGGAACCGCCCACAGAGGCCUGUCUAAUACCGGAGCGCAAGUGUCGGCCGGAAGAGGAGUGGAGUGGCUGUAAGAGUCGGUGCCGAGAGAUGUGUGUCAACCGAAACCAGGCGUACGUCUGUCCGCUCAACCGGUGCGACGUCGGCUGCUUUUGCGAGGAGGGGCUGUAUAGAGACGCCGAGGGGUUCUGUGUUCCGCCGCAUGCGUGCGAAGAAUUAACCACAACUCCGUGUCCACUCCCACCCGCACCCAAAUGCCCGGCCGGUGAGGUGUUCCGGGAGUGCGCGAGUCGUUGCGCCGAAUACUGUCAUAACGCGAACGACCCGUCCUUCUGUCCGCCCAAAGUGUGCGAAACGGGCUGUUUCUGCGAGAGGGGCACCUAUAGAAACGAUAGGGGGGUCUGUGUUCCCAAACACGAGUGCGAUAUACUGAUGCUCACACCGAAGCCCAUGUUAGUGUGCGCUACGAAUGAGAAGUUUUCGAGUUGUGGGACCCGGUGUCAGGAGUAUUGUGAGGGCCAGCGACCCGACAACGAGCAGUGCACCGGUAGUGCCUCGUGUGAGUUCGGGUGCUUCUGCGCCCUCGGAUUCAAGAGGACUAAGUCGGAUGAAUGCGUUCCCGACGGUGAGUGCAAUGGGGGCCCUCCCAGGGAUAAGGAUCAGGAGGAAAAUGAAGCCGUUGACAAAAGUCGUGUCCCAACUGAUGAGGACAUGGAGGAGAGCGCCAGUAUUGAUCGGUCCAGGAAGAAAUCACUUAAUUAUGUGGACAAAAAGUCUUGUGGUUUGCAUGAAGAGUACAAAGAGUGUGGACACGAAUGCGGAAAAACAUGUGUUGACUACCAGACGAGGGUUCAGUGCGGGCAUCAGGGCUGCAAAGAGGGCUGUUUCUGUGUUAGCGGUAAAUAUAGUUUUGUUAAUUAA